GUUAUCACUCAUCUCUGCUGCGCCAUCAAUGGAGGGGGGCGACAGUGCAGAGGUUCCAUUAUUACUGAGUUCCACACCCACCGGAAAAGAAAACAACGUCACAUCCUUCUCCGGCGGCGACAUCGAGAUCAUCAGUGGAGUCGGGGAUUUCUCCCGGGAGUUCUGUGCGGAGUCAAAGAAGCUAUGGAACCUCUCCGCCCCAGCCAUUUUCACGUCCGUCUGCCAAUACUCCAUCGGAGCCAUCACUCAGGUCUUCGCCGGCCAUGUCGGAACCGUUGAACUUGCUGCCGUCUCCGUCGAAAACUCCGUCAUCGCCGGAUUCGCUUUCGGCGUCAUGUUAGGCAUGGGAAGUGCACUAGAGACGCUAUGUGGGCAAGCAUUUGGGGCAAAACAGGUACACAUGUUGGGAGUCUACAUGCAAAGGUCAUGGAUCAUCCUCAACGCCACCGCCCUAAUCCUGCUCCCCCUCUACAUCUUCGCCGCGCCGGCGCUGAGGUCCAUCGGACAGACGCCGGAGAUAUCCAAGUCGGCCGGCGUCUUCGCCAUCUGGAUGAUCCCCCAGCUCUUCGCGUACGCGAUGAACUUCCCCAUCCAGAAGUUCUUGCAGGCGCAGAGCAAGAUCUUCGGGAUGGCGGCGGUCUCCGCCGCGGCCGUCGCCGGCCACACCCUCCUCAGCUGGCUCCUCAUGCUGAGGCUGGGGUGGGGCAUGGCCGGCGGCGCGGCGGUGCUCAACCUGUCGUGGUGGUUCAUCGUGGCGGCGCAACUUGUGUACAUCUUUAGUGGGAGUGGCGGGGAAGCUUGGGAUGGAUUCUCCGUUAUGGCUUUUCAGAAUUUGUGGGGCUUUGUUAGGCUGUCUCUUGCAUCCGCAGUUAUGCUUUGCUUAGAGAUGUGGUAUUAUAUGGCUCUUACUCUCUUCGCCGGAUACCUCAAAGAUGCUGAAGUCGCAGUUGAUGCCAUUUCUAUUUGCAUGAAUAUCUUAGGGUGGACCAUCAUGGUGGGUUUUGGAUUCAAUGCAGCAAUAAGCGUUAGAGUAUCAAACGAGCUAGGAGCAGGGCGGCCGAGAACGGCGAAAUUCUCGGUGGUGGUGGCCUCAAUGACGUCACUAGCAUUCGGCAUCCUCAUGGCCACCAUUCUCAUGCUACUAAGAAGCCAAUACCCGCCGCUCUUCUCUGGAAGUCCCGCCGUGCAACGACUCGUCUACGACCUCACACCGCUCCUCGCUCUCAGCAUUGCCAUUAACAGCCUUCAGCCCACCCUCUCAGGGGUGGCCAUCGGAGCUGGAUGGCAAGCUUACGUCGCGUACGUGAACAUUGCGUGCUACUAUAUUCUUGGCAUUCCCAUUGGCCUCGUUUUGGGUUUCGUAUUCGACCUCAAUGUCACGGGAAUUUGGUACGGAAUGGUAACGGGAACAAUCGUUCAAACGUGUGUGUUGAUAUGGAUGAUAAUAAGAACAAAUUGGAACAAGGAGGCUUCAGCAGCGGGAGCUAGAAUCAAACGUUGGGGAGGCGGAAGUGACUCAGAUGAGACCAAAUUAAAUACUUAAAGUGAUGAUAUGAUAAUCAAAAGCUUUGAUUUUUUGCCCAUUCUAUGGCACCCAUGGAUUUUUCUUCGCUCCAUCUCUUGUAUGGAAUGCCUUUGUUUUAGGGAUUUUUCUUUGGAUACCUUUUUAUUUCAAGGGUCAUAGAUGUCAUACCAUUUAAAAAGUGACUUGAGGAUUCUAAUAAUAAUUGUUAGACAGCAAU
This is a messenger RNA of Cuscuta campestris, 1742 nucleotides long. NCBI's taxonomy places the organism in Eukaryota, Viridiplantae, Streptophyta, Magnoliopsida, Solanales, Convolvulaceae. The record is from the annotation of a GenBank genome assembly.